AAGUCUGUGGCCGUUUAUACUGAUGAUAUAGUCGAAAAACUGCUCUAUUCCUGCAUGGUAAGCUGGCGAAUUCUCCUUGACCUGUGCAUGCGGGACUAGGGUGAGCGCGAGUUUAGGUCAUGAUCGUUAAUGAGCAUUGAAUAUCAGCCCUACCUUGAGAACGUGGAAUCCAUGACGACCGUCUUCACCGCUUUGAACGCCACCCAUGGUAUAGUACGAUAGACCGAAAUGUCGUCCAAGAUGCGGGCGGCCAUUAAGGCACGUAGCAGAAAAGGCAGUCAAGUCACGUGAUUCUUCACAGUGAAGGGCUAAAUUUCACCAGCUUGGUUUCCGUGGAUCUUUGGACAAGUACAAUCAAUGCCUCGACAUUCAAAGAAUAACACAGCUUCCAGUGUUUUCACUUACCAUGAGGUUAACUCGCUGAAUUAUGGUACAAAGAAGCAACGUCUUGGACGUGAUUCAUUCAGAGCGUUCAAUGCUUGCUUUCUUUGUCUGCAAGUAGCGCGAGAUCCGGUGGCAUGUCAAAGUGGACAUCUGGCUUGUAAAGAAUGCUUGUACGAAAGUAUUUUGACGCAAAAGCAGGAGAUACAAAGGCAGCAAAGGUUGGCAGCACAAAGGCAAAAGGAGAACGACGAGCAGAAGGUCUUGGAGGAUGAGGAAGCCCAGCUUGCCAUACUUGCGAACUUUGAGAGGACGCAAACAAGUGUACUCCCUGAUGACCGGCGGCAUUCGAUAGCACAAUCCGCUGAAUCCACCAAUAAAUCCUCUCCUACGGGUUCAAGAGAAACUUCGAAGGAUCCAAAUACCCCUUCAGGAAGCUCACCAGCAAUAGAAUCGUCACCACAGCUUCAUGCAGGCACUAAACGAAAGUUCGAACUAAAUAAGGAAGAGCGACAGCGUGCCAUUGACAAAGAAAAGGAGGAAGCAUUGCGAAAGAUUAACGAAGCACGGUCCGAAGAGGCAAAACCCAAGCUACCGAGUUUCUGGCUGCCUUCGCUUACUCCAAACGCUGGAAAGAGUGAUGAGAAGGAUCGGCAGGAAAAGGAACAGGCAGUAUGCGUAGCUGGCGCACCACACCCAGUAACCAUUAAAUCAUUAAUUCCAGUUAAGUUUACAAAUGAGGAUGAGAAGUCCAAUCACCCAAUAUGUCCUGCUUGUAUGAAGGGCUUAAAUAAUGGCAUGAAGAUAUCCGUCUUCCGAAAGUGUGGGCAUGUUAUUUGUAACAAAUGCAUAGAUUCUUUUGUCAAAAAGAGCCAAGUCUGCUAUGUCUGUGAAAAGAAGUUCAAGGACAAGGACAUUAUAGAUAUCAGCGCAGAAGGCACUGGCUUCGCUAGCAAUAGUAAUCAGUUAGAAGCAAAGAGAUUUGGUCUUUCCUUUCAAUAACAUGCUACUGAGAUUGUCUUUGGAUGAGUUUAUCAUGAAUAUUAGCUCGGUAUUCGAUCCGUUUUGGACGCAGGAUGCAAUAAAAAGAGCAACGAAAGACAUGUUCCUACUGA
Molecule: messenger RNA, 1496 nt
Organism: Umbelopsis ramanniana AG
Lineage: Eukaryota; Fungi; Mucoromycota; Umbelopsidomycetes; Umbelopsidales; Umbelopsidaceae
Exons: 5
Coding region: 358-1383 (341 amino acids)
Cellular component (GO): nucleus
Molecular function (GO): ubiquitin protein ligase activity
Source: RefSeq, a predicted model, not a curated record